AGGGGCUAACUCAGCUCAAGAAAACAACAAUUAGAUACUAUUUUUGUAUUCUUCUCGGUGUUGAAAUGUGCUUUCAUUUGGAUUCGAUUGAAUUCACACCAUCUGCAAUGAGUACUGAGAUCAAUAACCGCUUUUUAGAACAGCAAGCGAGCUAGCUAGCUAGAAUUAGCCCUGCUAGAGCCGCUUGUGGUUGCUUAGCUACGUAGAAGCCGCGAGCGUUGCUAGCUGGUAGCCUAGCCGCUUGUCAGAAGGACACACAGAACAAGGUCUUCAGAAACAACAAUUGGCACAGCAGUGACCUUAGCAUAAAUUAUUCAUAUAAGACAAAGCCAUAGAGAUAUAAACAAGUUCAGUGAGAGACGGGCAAUAAGUUUGGAUAAGUUUCGUUCACGUCCUGACUAAACUUGCAGCCAAUUAAAGUGAAAAGUAUAUGCCAUCUUGAAUACCAAGAAUAUAACAAAGCUCUAUCUCCACUCUCCCCAUUUUAUCUCUUCCUAUUCUACCCCUCCAUUUGUCCCUGUAGCGAGCACCUGAGUGACCCUGUUACACUGGCGCUUGGAGGCAGGCAGGGCGGUCGCCGGCUUCGGUAUCGCCCCUUCUUAUCUGCCUUCAGUAGACCAAAUAGCCCUGACAGACUAUCAGCGCUCACAAUGAGAUUGUUUCGCGGAAACACCAACAGCAGCAGAUGUUCUCAUACUCAGUAUUCACCCAGAGGGGACGGAGAUAGGAGAGCAGAGAAAGAGAUGCAAAGAGCAGACAAGGUCACAGUUCCCGUGGACUGUCUUUGAAAGCGAAGACUCUGGUUACACUCCUCCUUCAGAUGGCGUUCUGCCUGGCUGAGCUGCACUUAUGGUCCACGAAGAACUCGCUCCAAGUUAAAGCGAGAUGCUCAUCUCCCUUCCUUCUCCUCCUUCUCUCUCUCCCUUCAGAUACAGAUAUUGGCACCUAUCAGUACUACGAUAAAGGAGAGCCAGCCAAUCCCCUGGAGCAUCACUACUACAAUGAGAAACUCCAGUACUGUGAAGCUCGAGGCUAUUCGCGGACCCUCAAGAACAGCCGGCCAGAGAAGCUGCGCGACUCGCUGAAGGAGUUGGAGGAGCUGCUGCAGAGCAACACCUGCGUUCACACCAGAUGGAGAAGCAAGUACUGCUGCCAGAUGAUGUUGAGCAAUGGUGUGCUGGCGACUGUCACCCUAAAAGGACCUCAACUCGAUCAAGUAUGUGUAGACCGCACGUUAGUGGGUCGACUUCCUGCCAACACUGUGACUGAUGCGGUGCUGAGCGAUCGGCUGGUUCUGCUGUCCUUCCUGGAGCAGAGCCAGGUCGCCGGCAUCUACCUGAACAAGAAGAGCCAGGAUUCCCUGGAGCCUGGCAGGCGAACAGACAAACUCUCAUCUUCUGAAAUCAAGGUGAUGUGUGUGGAGGUGGGCGGGCCGGGUGGAGGACUUCGCAGGCGCGUAGCUCUCAGCCGUCUCCAGGAUGUGGCGCUCUGCUGGUGGACGCUGGACGAGCUCAGCGAGGGGAUGUGGCCGUGGACUCCCGCAGACACGCACAAAAACAAUCUGUUCCUGAUAAGCUGUUCACCUACUGAAGGACUCAAGGUCCUUUGCUCUGUCCGGACGACAGGCAACCCCCUGGACUGCUGCUUCAGCCAUCUUCAGCACUACCAGAUGCUGACAGUGGAGUUACCCACAGGACCUCAAGGACUGUCCGCUGUUACCUGUGUGUAUGAAUGUGCACGAGGGCGCCUGCACCGCACAUCCAUCACUUCCAUCCCUCUGCCAUCACUUCCUCUCUCCUGCUCUCGUCACCCAUGUGAGACCACUCUCCUCCUAGGCUUGAGGGACUCCUCCUUAGUGCUCUACGACCAGAGACGGGCGGUGUCGGUCUUGGCCUCCUGCCCUGUACCUCCCUCGUACAUGGCCUGGCACCCUGCGGGGGCUGUUGCCAUUAUGGUGGGGGGACAGGAGGAAGUGAUGUGCUUUGAUGUGGGCUUGGCACCUUUAAACAUGGCUCUGGUAGCAGAAGAAGCCGCUCCAGCAGCUACCUUGAGACUAACUCAGCACCUGAACUGCUCUGGAGGACUGGCUGGACUGCAGUGGGGAGCUGGUUUGGAUGGUGGACCUGAGGGGACAGAUACGCUGACUUUGGUCUUUAAUGGAGGACCAUUAGCUGCCUUGAAAUUCAGACUAGGAGCUCUAACUGGAGGCCAGCUGGGCCAUGUGGAGUUGUUGCAGCAGCGGCUCCGUUGCGGUCAGGUCAGAGAGGCCCUGGGCAUCCUGGAGGCCAUGGACUGGAGCACCAUGGGGGACAAGAGCUACCAAGGCCUGAGCUCUGUGACCAACCACCUGCUGAGACUGCCGCUCAACGCAGACAGGGAAGCCCAGCUGGAAGCGGCCCUGCGGGUGUUUUACGCCCCAGCUGCCCCUCUGUCCGAUACAGCGAUAUUGGAGUACAGGGAGCCGGUCACCAAGUAUGCUCGCCGCCUUUUUCACCACCUCCUCAGGCAUCAGCGUUUUGAGAAGGCCUUCCUCCUCGCUGUUGACUUGGAAGCUCGAGAUUUGUUCAUGGACCUCCAUUAUGUCGCCGGUGAUAAGGGCGAGGUGGUGCUCGCGGACGUGGCCAAGAGGAAAGCUAAUGAAAUCGAAGCCCGGGCCAUCGCAGGCGACGGUGUUCUUCAGAGAGGCACCAGUGCUGCUUGUGGUUCCAGCUUGAGUCACAGAGAACCAGAUGGGGACCCGAAGGGGACAGGUCCCUUCUCCUCAGACAACCCUCCAACAAAAGCCGAUGAACGGACCAGACUAAGGAGACCAGAGUCCGUCCAUGUGGCGGUCAGUCCAGAUCUGCUCAGAACGCUGAGACAGACAGGAAGCAGUGGCGGCAACAGAGAAGGAGGGAACGAUGACGAAGACCCCGGGAUGCUCCAUGUAGUUCAUUUAGGAAUGGUUUGAAAAAAAAAAGGAUUUUAUUCCCAAAAGGCGACAACAUACUAUUAUAUUCUCCUUAUGUAUCCCAAUAGAUGCAUGUUUUUAUUUGCAAAGAAGGAUGCUUAUCUGAAAUGUUAUUCAUGCAAAACGGAAUGUGCGCAAUUAAAACAUAUUCAGUUGAUCAAAUACAUUUUUGUAGAGCGUCUAACAAAACAUGGACAGUUUUUCUGUUACAAGUACAUCAAAACCUGCCACUCAGCAACC
Molecule: messenger RNA, 3190 nt
Organism: Xiphophorus maculatus (southern platyfish)
Lineage: Eukaryota; Metazoa; Chordata; Actinopteri; Cyprinodontiformes; Poeciliidae
Gene: wdpcp
Product: WD repeat containing planar cell polarity effector
Exons: 20
Coding region: 821-2950 (709 amino acids)
Biological process (GO): nervous system development; cilium organization; establishment of protein localization
Cellular component (GO): axonemal basal plate
Molecular function (GO): protein binding
Source: RefSeq, a predicted model, not a curated record